Molecule: messenger RNA, 2914 nt
Organism: Manacus vitellinus (golden-collared manakin)
Lineage: Eukaryota; Metazoa; Chordata; Aves; Passeriformes; Pipridae
Gene: OTUD7A
Product: OTU deubiquitinase 7A
Exons: 12
Coding region: 67-2805 (912 amino acids)
Biological process (GO): protein deubiquitination involved in ubiquitin-dependent protein catabolic process; protein K48-linked deubiquitination; protein K11-linked deubiquitination
Cellular component (GO): cytoplasm; nucleus
Molecular function (GO): zinc ion binding; K63-linked polyubiquitin modification-dependent protein binding; DNA binding
Source: RefSeq, a predicted model, not a curated record
AUUCCUUGUAGCCCACCAGCGAGUCCUGCUGCUGCUGCAUGUCUGGCAGCACCUCUGGAUGAGCACAUGACUCUUGAUAUGGAUGCAGUCCUGUCAGACUUUGUUCGGUCCACAGGGGCAGAACCAGGUCUGGCAAGAGACUUACUGGAAGGCAAGAACUGGGACCUGACGGCGGCUCUGAGUGACUAUGAGCAGCUCCGGCAGGGCCACACGGCCAACCUGCCCCGGGCCUUCAACGAGGGCAGGGCCGCUGCGGCAGGAGCCAGAGAGCCGGAUGGCAUGGCCCAAGGUGAGCGGCCCUGCCUGCACAGGCAGGAUGACAUGGCCCAAGAAAAGCGCCUUUCCAGAGGUAUUUCCCAUGCCAGCUCAGCCAUAGUGUCCCUCGCUCGAUCCCAUGUAGCAAACGACUGCAGCAAUGAGCAGUUUCCUUUGGAGAUGCCCAUCUACACAUUCCAACUGCCCGACCUCAGCGUGUACAGCGAGGACUUCAGGAGCUUCAUCGAGCGCGACCUGAUCGAGCAGGCGACCAUGGUGGCCUUGGAGCAGGCAGGCCGACUCAACUGGUGGUCCACAGUGUGCACGAGCUGCAAACGCCUGCUGCCCCUGGCCACCACGGGGGAUGGGAACUGCCUCCUGCACGCUGCCUCUCUGGGGAUGUGGGGAUUCCACGACCGGGACCUGGUGUUGCGGAAAGCUCUCUACACCAUGAUGAGAAGUGGAGCUGAGAGGGAAGCACUGAAAAGGAGAUGGAGAUGGCAACAGACCCAGCAGAAUAAGGAGUCAGGGCUGGUGUACACAGAGGAGGAGUGGGAGCGGGAGUGGAACGAGCUGCUCAAACUGGCAUCGAGUGAGCCCCGGACACACUUCAGCAAGAACGGAGGCACCGGUGGGGGAGUGGAUAAUGCAGAAGACCCAGUGUAUGAGAGCCUGGAAGAGUUCCAUGUUUUUGUCUUAGCCCACAUUUUGAGAAGACCUAUUGUUGUAGUAGCAGACACGAUGUUACGAGACUCAGGGGGAGAAGCGUUUGCACCGAUACCAUUUGGAGGAAUUUAUUUGCCACUUGAAGUUCUCCCAAACAGAUGCCAUUGCUCACCUCUUGUGCUGGCCUAUGAUCAGGCCCAUUUCUCUGCUCUUGUUUCCAUGGAACAAAAAGACCAACAGAGAGAACAAGCCGUGAUCCCCCUGACUGACUCUGAACACAAGUUACUGCCUUUGCACUUUGCGGUCGAUCCUGGGAAAGACUGGGAGUGGGGAAAAGAUGACAAUGAUAACACCAGACUGGCCAAUUUGAUUCUGUCUCUUGAGGCAAAGCUUAACCUUCUGCACAGCUACAUGAAUGUAACAUGGAUACGCAUCCCUUCCGAGACACGGCAGGCCCCUUUGGCUCAACCAGAAUCCCCUACAGCUUCAGCUGGGGAAGACGUGCAGUCUCUGGCUGACUCAAUGGACUCGGACCGAGAUUCCAUCUGUAGUAAUUCCAAUGGCAAUAAUGGCAAAAACAGUAAAGAAAAAGAAAAGGACAAACAAAGGAAAGAUAAAGACAAAACCAGGACGGAUUCAGUUGCCAAUAAAAUAGGAAGCCUCAGUAAAACCUUGGGAAUUAAACUGAAAAAGAACAUGGGUGGUCUUGGAGGGCUGGUGCACGGCAAAAUGAGCAGAGCCAAUUCAGGGAAUGGAAAAAAUGGGGACACAGUAGAGAAGGUCAAAGAGAAGAAGUCAAAGUCUCGAAAAGGGAGCAAAGAGGAGUCGGGCCAGUCUGCGAGCACGUCUCCGUCGGAGAAGACCACCCCGUCCCCCACGGACAGAGCCAGCAGCUCCCCCACGGACAAGGGCAGCGCCAAACCCUUUCCUGACAAGCAGGCUGACCCCUGGAAGUACAGCACUGAUGUGAAGCUCAGCCUGAACAUUCUGAGAGCUGCCAUGCAGGGCGAACGGAAGUUUAUUUUUGCUGGCCUUCUUUUGACCAGUCACAGGCAUCAGUUCCACGAGGAGAUGAUUGGUUAUUACCUGACCAGUGCCCAGGAGAGAUUCAAUGCAGAGCAGGAACAGAAGAGGAAGGAAGCUGAGAAAAAGGCCGCACUGAAUGGCUCAUCUAGUAGGAAACUGGAGCCAGAAGCAUAUUCAAAAGAAAAAUUGGAAACAUCUCCUCAGGAUAGGGCAUCACCCGUCUUGCCUCAAAGCCAUACAACCCAGCUAGUUUUAAAGUUCAAAGACCGCACUAGUCCCACCCCCGGGCCCUUCUCCUCCCCCAGCAGUGGUGCCAAGAGGAGCGGCCCCAUCCCAGUGUCUGCCCACUACAGCCAUACUCCCCCUGUCCAAAGGCAGAGUGUCAUCCAUUUGCAUGACGUCAACUCCAAGCCAUCGAGCUUCCAAGACGACACCUACAAGCCAGUGGUGGGCACCUUGAAGACCUGUGCCACCUACCCCCAGCAGAACAGGUCCCUGUCCUCCCAGAGCUACAGCCCGGCCCGGCUGCCCGGGAUCCGCACGGUGAACACGGUGGAGUCGCUGAGCUGUGCCCUGCCCGCCGAGCACAAGUCCCAGACCUACACCAACGGCUUCGACACCGCGGACAUCAGGGACUGCCUGGAGUACGCGGACGAGGACGCUCCCCAGACCUGGCUGAACAACGACAGAAACCAAGGCAGAAGCACAGUUUGCCCAAUCUACUCCAUCCAGCAGAACCGCUGUAAGAAGGAGAACUGUUCCUUUUAUGGUCGUCCUGAGACUGACAAUUACUGUUCCUACUGCUACAAGGAGGAGCUGAAGCGCAGGGAGAGGGACAGCAAGGGACACAGGCAUUGAGGAUUCUUCCUGACUACUUAGUUUUACCAUUUUCUUACUUACAAAGUAAACAGUGUUGGAUUGCAGUAAAAGGAAUCCUUAAAACAAGAAUAAAGGAUUGAUGAGUAAA